Onychostoma macrolepis is the source of this 4384-nucleotide messenger RNA. RefSeq names its product calcium channel, voltage-dependent, beta 2b (gene cacnb2b). NCBI's taxonomy places the organism in Eukaryota, Metazoa, Chordata, Actinopteri, Cypriniformes, Cyprinidae. Gene Ontology annotation, cellular component: voltage-gated calcium channel complex. The transcript is spliced from 13 exons. The record is from RefSeq and is a predicted model, not a curated record. The coding region runs from base 416 to 2266 and encodes 616 amino acids. Gene Ontology annotation, biological process: regulation of voltage-gated calcium channel activity; calcium ion transmembrane transport; chemical synaptic transmission. Gene Ontology annotation, molecular function: protein binding; high voltage-gated calcium channel activity.
GGUGCGGGCUGGCGUAAAUAAAUAAGGAGAGGAACUCAACGAGGGAAGAGCCGAAUAAAUAAAUCGCACACACACCUGGAGCCAGCGGACUGUGAGCCUGUUGGUCUCGAGCAUCAGGAGGACAGCAGGAAGAUGUGAAUCACUCACUUUGACUGACUGCAUAGCAUUCUUCACCGUUCGUGGAGGAAUGUCCGCUUUUUAUACGCUCUGUAAACCUAUGGGCUGGACCGGAGGCUGUGUGGAACGGAGACACUUACCUGCUGCUGCUGAUGCUGAUGCUGCUGUGUCUCUCAUCAGACUGAUGUGAUGGCUGUCCCUUACGGAAAGGAAUCCAGAGGCUGUGUGUCAUAGAAAGAGUGAUUUAGAAUCUCUUCUUGGCUGCACCAUCAUCACGACCCCCCUGGAUGUUCUCUUGAUGUAUUGCUGUGGUCUGGGACACUGGCGGAGAGAACAGUCCACCUAUGGUUCGGCAGACCGUCAGGACUCAGGGGCCACUGAGGAGAAGGAGAAGAAUGCCCAAGUCCAGCUUGAGAAGGCCAAGUUUAAGCCUGUUGCUUUCGCCGUGCGCACAAACUUCACCUACACUCCUGCAGAUGAUGACAACGUCCCCAUACCAGGGCACGGGGUUUCUUUUGAAGCUAAAGACUUCCUGCAUAUUAAAGAGAAAUUUAACAAUGACUGGUGGAUUGGACGGCCUGUGAAGGAAGGGGGAGAGGUUGGUUUUAUCCCCAGCCCGGUGAACCUGGAAACGAUUCUGAUCAGAAGAGAGGUGCAGGCCAGGAAGGCCGCCAAAGCGCUGGCCAAUAAAGCGGCUAAUGCUGCCAAAGAUGAUAUGAAUGCAAAGAAAGCUGCUGCUCCACCACAAACAGUUCAGCAAGUGAAGAAGAAAUCGGGAGAGCAACUGGCUGCAUAUGAUGUUGUGCCUUCCAUGCGUCCUGUGGUGCUCAUGGGGCCUUCGCUCAAGGGCUAUGAGGUUACAGACAUGAUGCAAAAAGCUCUCUUUGAUUUUUUAAAACACAGAUUUGAAGGAAGAAUUACUAUCACCCGGGUGACAGCAGAUAUUGCACUUGCCAAGCGAUCGAUCCUCAACAACCCCAGCAAGCACGCCAUAAUGGAUCGCUCCAACACCCGCUCCAGUUUAGCCCAAAUCCAAGGUGAGGUUGAGAGGAUUUUUGAGUUAGCACGCAGUCUACAGCUUGUGGUUCUGGAUGCCGACACCAUUAACCAUCCUCUCCAACUAAGCAAGACCUCCUUGGCCCCGAUCCUGGUGUAUGUCAAGAUUUCAUCACCCAAGGUUCUGACAAGACUGAUAAAGACCAGGGGCAAAUCUCAGACUAAACAUUUGAAUGUUCAGAUGGUGGCCGCAGACAAACUGGCCCAGUGUCCCAAUGAGCUGUUCGAUGUCAUCUUGGAUGAGAACCAGCUGUCAGAUGCCUGUGAACACAUCGCUGAUUACCUGGAAGCGUAUUGGAGAGCCACACACCCUCCUGAAAUGGAGCCUCCCAACCCCAUGCUGGAGAAACUGGUCGAAAACACACUCCCCACCAGCCCCACACCUGCUAAGGAUGAACAGAAAAGCAAGAAGACGGCCGCCACCAAGAGAAAAGGGUCUCAAGAGCACCAGCAGGAGCAUCAGCCCCAGGCUCAGGAGACGAGAGAGGAGGAGGAGGAGGAAGAAGAGGAAGUGCAGGAGGAGGCAGAGGAGGAGGAGAGGCUCCUUCGUAGUGAGCCAAAGAGACACAGCCAUCAUCAUCACCACCAUCAUCACCACCACCACCGCUCCAGCACCAGCCGACCAACAGAGCCCCACAACAAACACCAGCACCACAUGCGCCACCAGCAGCCCGCCGACAUGGAGCUGCUUCCUGCUAAAGACACUUCGUACGUGGAGUCCCGGAGCAGGCGCACGCUCCCAGUCGAGGGCGACCCAGACCAAACCGAGGUCUACCACAAUAGGACUACAACUCAAAGGGACCAUAACCACCACCAUCACAACCACCACCACCGACAUCACCACCACCGCCGCGGGACAACAGACGUUCAGCCGGAUUAUGCCCACCACGGGCAGCAGGACUACGAGCUGGAGCACAACGAGCACAACAGGCAACAGAGACAGUCGAGCCAGCUGCGCUCGCACAAACAAUCACAUCACUACCCUCACUCGCACCACAAUCACUAUCACUACCAGGGACGGGAGCGGGACAGGGAGAGGGACAGGUGCGUCGAAACAGAGGAGUGGACUGAAGACAUGUACAUUCAUCGCUGAGAUGGACGUUGUUUUAAUGCUGCUAUGUGAAAUGCUGGCUACCGUGUACUCAGGACAACAUGGUUUCUCUUUCUUUAUCCAUUCUGCUGCGUUAUCGCCUCCUCUGGUCCACAUCUAAUUUCUUUGCUUUUCAGUUUUCAUUCAUAUAAUUCUGUGUUCCUCUGGCUUUAUAUUCGCGUCUUGCUUUCAGGGCUUGAUUACUGCAUUCAUAAAAGAGUCAGCACAUUGGUCCUUCCAAUCCUGAGUAUGUGGUUACUUCUUUGCUUUUUACUGUUCCUGUUUCCUGAUAUGUACAUAUGCAAACUGGUCACGUCUUAUACUGCAAUGCUCUUACCCAUGUUUAUUUGUCGCCCUUGAGAAAGAUAACUGGAUUUUUUUGACUUCUGAUUUUUUUUUUCAGUUGGCCUUUUGUAGAACGUGCUGCUACACUAGUGGUAGAUUUGAAAAUAUUAAGAAUAUAAUAAGGAACAAGCCACACAGAAAUAUUAAUUAUGCAUUCGCAUUGUGCUGCUAUUGGCUGCAUGAAAUUUAGGCACAUUUAGGCACACUUGGGCUUUUCAUCUCAAGGAUUGGAAGGUCUGUUUUUUACCAACAUUCAAACAAUGACAGUCUAGUCUAGUCAUUUUUUAUGAAUUUUUUCCAACUUAUUUUUAAAAUAAGAGUGGUGCCAUUUGUAAUUUAAAUGUGCAAGGCUUCUGGGGUCAUUCGCUUACAGUUAUUUUAGCUGUACAAAAACAAUCUGUUAUGCUGCUUGAUAUUGCAAAGUGGUAUUUGUUAUCAUAUUAUUUUAAUUGAUCAAAAUCAUAAAUGCGCUGAUUUGUAUUUCAAAGAAAUUUUAGUUUUAAAUUAAUUUAUUACACUUUUUUAGUUUUAGUUAUUAACUAAUUUAUUUAUUUAUCUCGCCUAAUGAAUCAGAAGUCUUGCACAUUUACAUAAAAAUGCUAAAAAAAAAUUAAAAAAUAAGGUGGAUAUUUUGGAUGUUAACGUAUUUUCUGGUAAGCUAGUUUAAAACACAGAAACAACAAGAAAUUUGUAGGCUCUGGCACAACACAAAAAAAUAAUUUAUUUGACCAUCUCAACCAGCCUGACAGCAACAGCUGUUAUAAAUUCUGUGUAUUUGUCUGACCUAUGGCAGAUAGGGAGAGGGUUCAAGGCGCCUGUCUGAAAAAUCAUUAUUAUGUUUUAUAAUUCCAUUUAGUGACACUACUAAGAGCAGUUUAAAGUCAGCAUAAAUUACUGUUUGCAACCUAUUUUCCAUAAUCUGACAUCUCAGAGGGACACAGAAUUUCAGUGAGAUUCAAAGCAUAAUAUUUAUUUUCAUAUUACAAUUUUAUGUUGACUUUAAUUAAUGUAUACAUAGUUCAGUGUUUAGUUUGGCCUGGUUUUGUAGAUUGUAUUUCACAAAAAUCAAUCCAGAUUUUAUUCAGUAAAUUUCAUACAAAGGAUCAUUUGUGUCAAUACAAAGACCUUACCUGAUUGCUCAUGCAAAAUUAUUUCAAAUGAACACUUUUAAUGUUUAUGAACACAGUUUCAUUCUGUUCCAUAUUUAUAUAUAUACAAUGAGAUCAUUUUAGCCGACCAGCUGCAUGUAUUUAUGAUUUUCAAAAUGUUUAUUUAAAUAUAUACAGUAUGUAUAUCAAAUGGAUAUAUGUUUUCUUUUCUCUUAAUCAUUACUUUCAUCUUCAUAAAGUACAAAGGCACACUCAAAUGUCCUGAGAAAAAGAAGUACAAUGAUUCAGAAAAUACCUAUUUUAUUACAAAAGCAUGGUAAAAGAUUUGUUUCCAGUUUUUUUUUAGAAAUGAAAAGAGGAAGAUGGCAAUGAUCUCUGAUCUGUUCAUAUUCUCAGUGCAUCUGGAACCAUGACAUUUAUUUACACUUGAUACCUUUAUGUUUCCUGAGUACUCUAUGCAUUAGUUUGUGACAACACUCUAGCUUGAAAAUUGUUUCUAUGCAUUUGUAUAUACCUCAUAAAUGCCUUUGUAGAUACUGGAUUGAUAAAACUGAGUACAGAUACUGCUGCACUGUAAUAUAGAUGUACUUCUGUAUUCAGUUGGUCUGACUGUAUAUUGUCUUUGAAAUGUUCUCCUAAACAAAUAAUGCACACGUAUGAUUUACUA